Cydia pomonella (codling moth) is the source of this 2840-nucleotide messenger RNA. RefSeq names its product tektin-B1-like. Gene Ontology annotation, cellular component: nucleus; microtubule cytoskeleton. Gene Ontology annotation, biological process: cilium assembly; cilium movement involved in cell motility. Lineage: Eukaryota; Metazoa; Arthropoda; Insecta; Lepidoptera; Tortricidae. The record is from RefSeq and is a predicted model, not a curated record. Bases 776 to 2053 code for a protein of 425 amino acids. The transcript is spliced from 7 exons.
CAGAGUGUCAGCGGAAAUGUUUGUCGUAAACAAAAUUAAAAUAAUCAUAGCUUGUUUUCAUCGCUGCAUGAACGCUAAGGAGGAUGGUAUUUUCUUCUUACCUUCGAAAAUAUCUGAACCUCCCGGCAUUGCCUUGAACACUGUUAAAAUUUUAAACCUCCAGAUCUUGUAACACUAGAACUAUUGGAAUCCUAAUUUCCCUAAUUGAAUUUGACUCGUGUUUAAUGCUUGCUCCGAUUUUACUCUGCUCUGCUAUGCACUUUAAAAUGAAUAGAGAAAUAAUAAGUUCAUAUCAAUCAUAUCUCUGUUUACAUUAAUUUGACAGUAAACAACAGUUGCUAGGUAACAACAUUAUGAAUAAAGAUAGGUCUUGACAUACGAGGUAUAUGCAACCUUCUUAAUGUUGCAUUCAUGUCUUUAAAUUGUACCAAUUUUAUAGUGACAUCUGGUGAUGUAGUUUGCACAUUCGGUAGUCAACUUUACGCAAAAGUAGGAUAUCGGAUGCCAUUAAUAGAAACCGCCGCCAUCUUUACUAAUGUUAACUACGUUUCUAAGUGUCGCCCCCCUGCAUAUAAUUAUGCUUCUGUGACGAAGUUUCCUAAGUAUUGAUAAACUUUUUACAAAGUAAGACUGCACUGGCCAUAAGUAAAAACAGCUUUCGAAAAAUCACGCUUUUGCCACACUUCAAAAAUUUUAUGACAGAACGUGUUCGCCUUUUUUAAUACAUUUGUUUGUGUAGACUUAAUUAUAUGUAAAUUCAAAUAAUAAUUUGACAAUGCAGUCGGUUGUGACCUUCGAGAAACCAUUACCUCAUUUAAGCUUACCGGAUUGGGAUGCUCGUCUCUACGGGUUAAAGGUGACAGCAGAUACCCGAAGAGCAGACGCUUUCGAUUUUCGUCACAGUGCCCACCAGCUUAGAAAUGAGACCAAGAUCAAGACUGAUUGGGACAGUUAUCAUAAUAACAACCGUCUUAGAGCCAGGGUAUACGAGAUAGACCAAUGGCGAUCAACUCUUCAGGAACUUCUAGAUCGUAUAGACAGAGAGAUGAAUGCGCUGAAGGAGGAAAAGGCAUCUACGGAAAGAGAGUUGGAACAGCUAAACUUGCCUCUUUUAGUUUGUUCCGAAUGUCUUUCCAACAGAGAUGGCAGAAGAAGCACAGAAUUAACUUAUGAUCUUGCCGACACUGAAUUAAAGAAGGAACUGUGUGUAACAGAGAGCAAUAAAAAGAUGCUGAUCGAUCGGUGUCAGUCAGCUUGGGAGAAAAUUAACAAAUUAGAGGUCGUAAAGUUUAAGCUCCAGCUGGACCUAAAUGAUAAGAACGAAACCCUCCAAAUUGACAAGGACAUGCUCAGUCUGGAUAAAGAUUGUGCGAACAUUACGUAUAAGACGGAUUCUCUAAAAACCCCAAAGAGAAUGAUAACCUAUGACCAAUGGCUAGACCGAUGCGAAGCCACAAAAAAAAUGGCGAUAGAUGAACUUCAAGAAACUUUGAGCCUCCGGGAGUCGCUAUUUGUAGCCAGAGGCCGCGCCAGGAACCUCCUGAAAGCUCAAACGGACGCCACAAAUUACAUGAUGCGUAGGCGUAUCUAUGAUACGCAAAGGGCUAGGAAUGAAUUAGAUUGGCAGAAACUAAAGAUGGAAGAAAAUAUGGACAAACUAGCCACAGAACUAAAAGUAAUGGGGGAGCAAUUCACCGACAAAGUAAACGCGUUAAAAGUGGCCGAGACCCGCCUGGAGACUCGAGGGUACCGACCAGGCUCCGAACUGGCUGCAGACGAGGCCGAUAUCGGGUUGAAAGAGGAAGUGCGCAAUCUAAGGGAAACCAUCAGGCAAUUGCAAGAAAAACUCGACUGUGGAAAGGCUACGUACAACGCUCUCGAGGCAACUUCUAUCAAAAUUGCUAUGGAUCUGGCUGACAAAAACCAAUCUUUGGAGACAGACACUCGUGCCCUGGAAAUGAGGGCGGCCCUGGAGCCCAAGAAACCAACUGGCACCGACAAGAACCUGGUUCUCGCCAGCAUGGCUGAUGAAGUUCCCAAAACGGAACAUUAACAAGUUGAUCAAAGAUUCACCUGGAAUACAAUUUUGGAUUAUUUUUUGAUAUCUUUUGACAUCGCACACCUGUGACGUGACGGCAAUAUCGCAAAAUAGUAGUAGCAGCAAAGUAUUUUUAUAAAAAUCCAUAAAAAGUAUUAAGUAAUUUCUAAACAAAAACCUUAAAAAAAUAUUUUUGUCAAUUUUAAUGUUACUUGUUUCCAAACUUUAAUUUUCGAUUUGCAAAUUAGAGAGCCGAUUCGAAAUCAAAGGAUUACGGCUUGAAAAAGACAAAAAAGUAAGAGAGUUUGCCAGCUCGCGUUAACAUCACUUUUACAAAACUAUUUGGUCACCGUGAUGGCUCGUGUAAAAUAACAAAUUUGUUGCCUGAAAGUUACAUUUUUAUUUAAGAUUGUUUCCUUUUCUCGCAAUAAUUUGGCAAUAAUUUCAUAUUGAUUUCCGCCUCGAGGCAAUUUUCUCGGUCGUCGCCUGAAACAUGUCUCGAGAUCUUUCAAAAGUUACGAAAUUGCCCAUUAAACUUUUUAUUUUGUCAAACUAGAUGCCGUAUAUUGUAAAAAUUAUCAAUGUUGCCUAUUGUGCUAUUAUUUAUGCACUAUCAAUAAAUGAUUAAAGAAAGAUAAUAUAUUUUUAUUUCUUAUCAAAAUAUCUAAAAAAAUUAACGAUGUAAAUGGUGCAAUUUUUAAAUUUACAAAAUAAUAAUGGUUGCCCAUCCUGAAUAAAACAACCUUUAAAACGUUUAUUUAUAAUACAAACAAAUACAAUUAUAAAGAAAAAUACCUAAGAA